AUGCUUAAAGAGAAGCAGGAUCAGGCAUCAAAAAAGGACGCAGAACCCGGAUCCAGCGCGUCAUCUCUAAUCACUGAUGGCAUUCCCUCAUCAUUUGACCCUUCUAUUUCGCUGCCCCCGGCCCCAGACGGCGGCUAUGGCUGGGUGAUUGUAAUUAGUGCUUUCUUUGUGAUGCUUAUAAGUGAAGGAUUUUCGCUAUCAUUUGGUGUACUUUUUACGGAACUGUCAGAUGUUUUCGGACAGAGUAAAAGUGUAACCUCUAUUGUUGCAUCCCUAUUCUAUGGCAUCCCUAUGGUUUGUGGACCUAUAGCCAGUGCCAUUGUUACUAAAUUAGGAUGCAGAAAAGCCCAGAUUCUAGGAGGACUGAUCACAAGCAUUGGAGUCUUAGCUAGUGCCUUUGUUAAUUCUAUUGGCCUUAUAUGUUUAACACUUGGUUUUGUCGCAGGAUUCGGACUAUCGAUUGGUUAUAUUACAUCUGCAGUUCUUGUGGCGUACUAUUUUGAAAAGAGGCGAUCUUUGGCGUCUGGAUUGUCCGUUUGUGGAUCCGGUAUCGGUACCUUUGUAUUUGCUCCACUUUUGGAGUUCCUUAUUGAAGAGUAUGGAUGGAGAGGCUCCUUUGUUAUUCUCAGUGCCAUCACAUUAAAUUUGGUCGUCUGCGGAGCACUUAUGAGACCUUUGGAAUUUACUCCUCUGGAAGAGUGGAAAAGAAAUUUAGAAAAAUUUGAAAAUAUGGCGAAAACAAUACCGGAAACUAAACCGCACAAUCGAAAUUGCCUCGCUAAUAGUUCGGACAUGCUGAACUUAGAUUAUCACAAUGAUACCAAAUGUUUAGCUGAGAAAAGACAGCGUUGUCAUUCAAUGGUACAACUACCUACUUUUACAAAUAAAUCCAAAAAUAUUCCACUUGACAUGCUAUGUGUUGUACGAAGAAAUGGUAAGAGUUCGCAGCACAUCUUGAAGCAAUAUUUCCAAAGCAUGGAUGCACUUAAUGUUAAUGGCACAGGAACUACCCGUACACCUAAUCUAGGAAGACUUCCCCACGACAAAGCAAUAAAUGUAGUUGCAAACGAUGAUCAAAAUGCCUGUCAUGAGAAAGAUGGCGUUGUCAAAGAUGACGAAAUGAGAAAGAGAAGUAAGAAAAAAUCGCUUGUCCGUAGGAAGACCCUAAAUCGACGGACAGUAAUACAGCAUUAUCCACUGUUCAGAAAAGACUUGUUUUACAGAAGAAGUCUUAAAAGAUUCACUGUCACUCCAAAGAACCGACCAAAGAGCUGCCCAGCAAUGCAUCAAGAGAUGUUGGAUGAAAGCGAUGAAGAAGAAGACGAAAAUGUCUCUUCUAUACCAAGACUCCUGAGGUUAUCCAAACACAUCAAGAAAAUGUUCAAGUUGAUGUUUGAUUUCAAAAUCAUGAAAAACCCCUACUUUCUUAUCUUUCUGAUCUCCAACUUCAUCUCGUACUUCUGGUACGAUGUACCGUAUGUAUUUCUGAAUGACAUUGCUAUAGAGGGAGGGAUAGAAGAUCCAGCGUUCAUUAUUUCUGUUCUUGGAAUCGUGAAUACCUUCGGUCAGAUUGUGUAUGGGUAUAUAGGGGACAGAAACAUAGACCUAAUUUUACUCUAUGGAGUGUCUAUCGUUCUCUCAGGGCUGGCUGUGAUGGUUGUUCCGUGGUUCGUGUCUUUUGUACCGCUCUGUAUCAUUGCCAGCCUGUUUGGGUUCUUCGUCAGCGCCAGCUAUGCUCUGGAUACUGUGAUUUUGGUGGAGAUAGUCGGGAUUGAUAAGCUGACCAAUUCCUAUGGACUGACCAUGAUGAUGCAGGGAUUAGCCAACAUCAUAGGACCUCCUCUAGCAGGUUUACUAUAUGACCUGUCUGGUUCCUACGACCACACCUUCCUUGUCGGCGGAAGCUUCUUUUCCUUUUCCGGUCUACUACUUAUCUUCUUACCAGUCGGAAAACGCUUAAAAUCAUUCUUCAAGAAGAAGAGAUUCACCAGCAAAAGAACUCCGAAACGGCGAGAAUUCUUGGUGAAUGCUUAAAUCUCGUAUCACAGCUGCAAAAUGGCUAGAAAUCUCUCACAUCCUAAUAGUGCAAAACUUCAAAACGGCGAUAAAUGCCAGUGGAUCUAUUUCUAUUAGAUGCAAAACUUCAAAACGGCGAUAAAUGCAAGUGG
Saccostrea cuccullata (small rock oyster) is the source of this 2168-nucleotide messenger RNA. Its product is annotated as monocarboxylate transporter 12-like. Lineage: Eukaryota; Metazoa; Mollusca; Bivalvia; Ostreida; Ostreidae. The transcript is spliced from 2 exons. Gene Ontology annotation, molecular function: monocarboxylic acid transmembrane transporter activity. The record is from RefSeq and is a predicted model, not a curated record. The coding region runs from base 1 to 2034 and encodes 677 amino acids. Gene Ontology annotation, biological process: transmembrane transport. Gene Ontology annotation, cellular component: membrane.